AUGUUUCAGGGGACGAAGCCUGCUGCCAGCCCACCAAUCACAGUGAAGCAUGCUGCCAGCCCACCAAUCACAGUGAAGCAUGCUGCCAGCCCACCAGUCACAGUGAAGCAUGCUGCCAGCCCACCAGUCACAGUGAAGCACGCUGCCAGCCCACCAAUCACAGUGAAGCAUGCUGCCAGCCCACCAAUCACAGUGAAGCAUGCUGCCAGCCCACCAAUCACAGUGAAGCAUGCUGCCAGCCCACCAGUCACAGUGAAGCGUGCUGCCAGCCCACCAGUCACAGUGAAGCAUGCUGCCAGCCCACCAAUCACAGUGAAGCGUGCUGCCAGCCCACCAAUCACAGUGAAGCGUGCUGCCAGCCCACCAGUCACAGUGAAGCAUGCUGCCAGCCCACCAGUCACAGUGAAGCAUGCUGCCAGCCCACCAAUCACAGUGAAGCACGCUGCCAGCCCACCAAUCACAGUGAAGCAUGCUGCCAGCCCACCAGUCACAGUGAAGCACGCUGCCAGCCCACCAAUCACAGUGAAGCGUGCUGCCAGCCCACCAGUCACAGUGAAGCAUGCUGCCAGCCCACCAAUCACAGUGAAGCACGCUGCCAGCCCACCAAUCACAGUGAAGCAUGCUGCCAGCCCACCAGUCACAAUGAAGCAUGCUGCCAGCCCACCAGUCACAGUGAAGCGUGCUGCCAGCCCACCAGUCACAGUGAAGCAUGCUGCCAGCCCACCAAUCACAGUGAAGCACGCUGCCAGCCCACCAAUCACAGUGAAGCAUGCUGCCAGCCCACCAGUCACAAUGAAGCAUGCUGCCAGCCCACCAAUCACAGUGAAGCACGCUGCCAGCCCACCAAUCACAGUGAAGCAUGCUGCCAGCCCACCAGUCACAAUGAAGCAUGCUGCCAGCCCACCAAUCACAGUGAAGCACGCUGCCAGCCCACCAAUCACAGUGAAGCAUGCUGCCAGCCCACCAGUCACAAUGAAGCAUGCUGCCAGCCCACCAAUCACAGUGAAGCAUGCUGCCAGCCCACCAAUCACAGUGAAGCAUGCUGCCAGCCCACCAGUCACAAUGAAGCAUGCUGCCAGCCCACCAGUCACAGUGAAGCAUGCUGCCAGCCCACCAGUCACAGUGAAGCGUGCUGCCAGCCCACCAGUCACAGUGAAGCAUGCUGCCAGCCCACCAAUCACAGUGAAGCAUGCUGCCAGCCCACCAAUCACAGUGAAGCAUGCUGCCAGCCCACCAAUCACAGUGAAGCAUGCUGCCAGCCCACCAAUCACAGUGAAGCAUGCUGCCAGCCCACCAGUCACAGUGAUGUGCUGGGCAGGCAGACACACACAAGUGAUCAAUGUGCUCUAA
Lampris incognitus (smalleye Pacific opah) is the source of this 1350-nucleotide messenger RNA. RefSeq lists its product as uncharacterized. Gene Ontology annotation, cellular component: plasma membrane. The record is from RefSeq and is a predicted model, not a curated record. Gene Ontology annotation, biological process: hemopoiesis; leukocyte tethering or rolling. The transcript is spliced from 2 exons. Lineage: Eukaryota; Metazoa; Chordata; Actinopteri; Lampriformes; Lampridae. The coding region runs from base 1 to 1350 and encodes 449 amino acids.